AUGUCUAGCACCGUCCAAACCGCCGAUCGUAUCCAUGUCGCCUGCGUUACUUGUCGUCGGAGGCACAUUAAGUGUGUUCCAGCCAAAAAGCAUACUGAACGGCGUUCAUGUGUCACUUGCCUGAGGAAAAACAUCAUUUGCGAGUAUCUUGAAGUCGGGGAAGAGCAAGCCAGGUCGGUUCCCCGACCGCGACAUGCAGCGCCAUUGCCCUUGAAGCUCCCCAUUGCUUUCGAGUUUCUCGGCGCCCACGAACCGCGAAAUAGUCACCCAUUGACGGCAAGCCUGCAUGGCGGCCGACCGGAAACUCUUCCCAAAUCUGGCUCGCUGAGCCGAAAUACUCGCAACUCUCAUGCUCAAGCCCCUCGAUUCACACCAUACCAACAUAUGAGCAGUCGUCAGCAGUCGCCAUCACCCACUUACCAGCUUCACUUUGACGAGCUCUCCUACGGGGGUGUACAUUCAACUUUAAACCUUGAUUCGCCAGUGGCGGAGGAUACGGCUCGCAUCUCCUCUUUCAGUCGUUCAAGGAAUAACAGCAGGGCAAGCAGUCUCGAUAGCUGCUAUAGCGAGGCAUCCGCGUUGUCUCUCGCCUCGAUGUACACUGGAGCUACUUCGCCAUGGGAUUCUCCAAGCCCACAAUGCCCUGCGGUGAACUGGGAGCUGACAUGGCCGGUUGGCGCAUAUCCACAUUAUGAGCCUCCUAGUAUUUACGGAGAUCAUGAUGGUUAUCUUGCUUGA
Messenger RNA from Mycena indigotica, 738 nucleotides. Its product is annotated as Zn(2)-C6 fungal-type domain-containing protein. Gene Ontology annotation, biological process: regulation of DNA-templated transcription. Lineage: Eukaryota; Fungi; Basidiomycota; Agaricomycetes; Agaricales; Mycenaceae. Bases 1 to 738 code for a protein of 245 amino acids. The transcript is spliced from 2 exons. The record is from RefSeq and is a predicted model, not a curated record. Gene Ontology annotation, molecular function: DNA-binding transcription factor activity, RNA polymerase II-specific; zinc ion binding.